AUGUCGGGCUGGGUGAGUACGUGGCUGCAGGGCAAGGGCGAAGACGACGAGGAGAGAAAGACUGAGAGCAGUGGACACGCUACAGGUGGUAGUAUACUCUCAGACGGAGCAGUGCCUACAUCAGCUGACGAGAUCCGGCGAAAACGGCUGCAAAAGCUCCAGGAGCAGCAGAUCCAGACACAAAACACUAUUACAGCCAAUGAGAACACUGCAAAUACGAAAAACGACGUAAUAAUGACCAAUCAAGAGACAUUAUUACAAGCAGACAAGAAGACCACUUCAGCUGCUCCUCAUGGACCUGCGACGACCCUUACAGAAGCUAAAAGACCCAAGAAAAAUGGCCCACAGCCUGAAGUUUACGUCAAUGAAGUGCUGCAACGAGUUCUUCACGUGACGCUGUGUCCAGCCAACAGCAGCAAUGAUGUUCUCCUUUUGCCACAAUUUGUGACCCAAUGUGAAGUCGAAGAUAUGCUACUCAGCCCUUUAAAUGUCAGUGAAGUGCUGUACUCUCGGAUCAUUAUGAACCCAGGCGAUCUGCCUGGAGGCUCACAGCAUCCACUGGCGGCUGUGGCUUAUCUAGAGCAAGUUUUCUAUCGCUGUAGAGAUGAGAUACAGAAGCUGCAGUCGUCCUUUGUACGACUUCCGGCAGAGAAGAAACAAGAGACACAGGAAUGUCUGAGUAGUAUCAGAAUCAUGUGCAUUAACUACAGUGCUACAGCCUUAACAGAUCCAGAAAUCUUUCCUUUCGAAGCGGGGACGAUUAAUGCUGAUGCAUUGGAAAAGAUUGUGAGAUUGCAAGCUAAUGCACAGACACCAGAAUUUUUGGACGGACUGGUGGCAGAACUGGAAGGGAAUGGUGCAACGAUGACGGUGUUUACACCCAUUUUUCAGAAACUAUUGUCGGAGCUGUUCCUGAUCAAUCCACCAUCGCUCAUGUCUAACUUUUAUAACAACAUGUAUGUGCUGACGAUGUUGUGCCGCAAUAAAGCUUUAGCUUCGGUGUUUACGCGAAUUCCUGGAUUUUUGCUUACACCAGGUCUACCCAUGACGGGUCGGCGCCUUCAGGAUGCGACAGCUCUUGGAUUGUUGCUGCGCUUUAGCUGCAAUCAAGACCCAGCCAUCACACAGAUGUUCACAAACAUUACGACACGGACGAAGAAUGAUGUGGAUAACUCUAUUCUGACUAUUCGCAACAAGCUGGAUAGUGUCCAGACGACAGUUUCGGAUAUUGUGACGUUACUACUGAAGGCUGGCACACCCGCUCGUGAACAAGUACUAGCGUGGUUGGAACAGGCGGUGCUGGUGAAUGCAGAGCGCGCUAAAGAAAAUCCAGAUGCAAAUAUUACAUCCACCAAUGGAAUGUUUGUUAAUUUGACAAUGGUGCUGCUUAAACUAUGUGGUCCUUUCAUGGUUCCGAAGUCGAAGAAAGCGCAGCUAAUCAAGACGGAGUUCUUGGCUAGCCAAAAUCCGUUGUUCCCCAUUGAUGAGACGAGGUUGGUCGGUGCUGGUACUCAAGACGCCGCUUCGACACAAGAUGAUCGCCAAGUGUUGAACAGCUCCAACUUUAACUUCAUCACGCGCUGCUACUUCAUCACAGUUCGCACGAUGCACCUCGGACCCGUGGGCAUGAUGGGGCAAUACAUGCGUCUGCUUCGGCAACUCUCUUACUUCCAGAAUCGUAUGAAUGCUCCGAACGCAGACCCUCGUCUGAGAGCGCACUUUGACCAGAUGGCGGCCACGAAGAUGAUUAUGGAUGCUGAACUCUUGCAUCCAGAUUUCUUGCAUGAGAUGAUUCGCUUCUCUCUACUUACGUGCGCGGUCGUAAACUCAAUCUGUACUGGAUCGGACGUAUAUGAUGAGAGCGCAUUGCUCGGGCUGCCUCUUCCGACACCUGACACGGACCAAAACGUCUCUCUGAAGCACAUCCCGGAGCAUUUGGUGGAUGACUUGUGUACGAUACUGAAGUUUGUAGCGCGGCUUCAGCCCAAGGCACUAAAUGCGUUCGAGUUGGAGGAGUUACUCAAGAUGAUUAUUAUUUUCCUAUCCAGUCCAGCUUACGUGCACAGUCCUCACUUGCGCGCCAAAAUGAGCGAGGUACUGUUCCAAAUCUUUUUGCCAUCGGAGGAGUCAGACGAACGCGAGACGGCUGGAACUGCCUUUGGAGUUGAACUUCUAAUGACGAACAUGCUGGCACAGCGACAUCUUGCUCCGUGUCUUUUGGCGCUUUAUGGUGAUGUUGAGCAGACAGGAUUCUACGAGAAGCUCGAGCAUCGCUAUAACAUUGCCUGCUUGCUCAAAUAUCUGUGGAAACUGGAUGGCCACAAGCCAGCAUUCCUUCUUAUUGCCAAGGACAACGAGAAUUUUGUAAAGUUCGCUCAUGGAUUGAUGAAUCAUAUUAACAGCCUCGUUACUGAUGCGCUUGUGGCCCUGCCAGAGAUCAAGAUGUUGCAGGAAGAAAUGCAGGAUGUUGCGCGUUGGAUGGCCCUUGAUGAAACAGUGCGUGAGCAAAAGGAGAGUCUAUUGUCGGAUAAGGAGCGCACAGUCACAUCGAGCCUUCAGUUGGCCAAUGAAACUAUCCAUAUGAUGUCUUAUCUGACGUCUGAAAUUCAGGAGCCUUUUGUAAAGAUGCCAGAGCUUGAAGACCGUCUUGUAAGCAUGCUAAAUAGCGUAAUUGUCAAGCUCGCAGGGCCGCGUGGGCUGGAGCUUAAAGUGAACAACCCGGAGCAGUAUAAGUUCCGUCCAAAGGUGAUGCUGAAGGAAAUCGUGGAGACGCUAUUGCAUUUUGCCCAUUACCCGAGCUUCUUGAAUGCUGUGGCCACAAAUGGCUUUUAUGACGGCCAAGUAUUCCGUAAGUGUGCCCAUAUUGUGGCUCGAACCCAAUUAUUGGAACCGAGCGACGUCCAGAAGUUUGAAACAUUUGUUGCAAACAUUGAGAUAGCUGCUGAGGGGGCAGCGAAUCUAGAAGAAGCGCUUGGCGAAAUUCCAGAGGAGUUCCUUGACCCGUUGGUAUGCACACUGAUGAAAGACCCCGUGCUGCUACCGAGUGGGUACACGAUGGAUCGGUCAUGUAUUUCUCAACACUUACUAAAUGACCAAAGCGACCCAUUCACCCGCGUACCUUUGACGAUGAGCCAGUUGCAGCCAAAUCUUGACCUGAAGACAAAAAUCGAACAAUGGGUACUUGAGCAGAAACAGAAGCAUGCCGCGAAGUAA
Peronospora farinosa is the source of this 3213-nucleotide messenger RNA. Lineage: Eukaryota; Oomycota; Peronosporomycetes; Peronosporales; Peronosporaceae. The record is from the annotation of a GenBank genome assembly.